CAGCAGCAGCAGCCGCAGGCGGCGCCCUCGGGGCUGUCUGCCUGUCUGUCUGCCUGUGAGUCCCGCCGGGGGUGGAGGGUGGGCCCUGUCCCCGCCCCCUCCGACGUCAGGACUCCUCCUGGGCGGCCGAGCAGCUGGAGGAGCAGCUGGAGGAGGAGCAGGAGGCAGCGCCCAGCAGCCAGCCCUCUCUCUGCUCUCUCUCCUCCUGAGCCCCAGCCGCCGGACGGGACGGAGCCUGGGCAGCCAGCGAGAGAGCUUGCCCUUCUCCCCCGGGCGGUGCAGCAUGGCCGACGUCUUCCCCGGCGGCGCAGAGCCGGGCUCCUGCUCGGGUCCCGAGGCGGCGGCGCAGCGCUUCGCCCGCAAAGGCGCCCUCCGGCAGAAGAACGUCCACGAGGUCCGCGACCACAAGUUCAUCGCCCGCUUCUUCAAGCAGCCCACCUUCUGCAGCCACUGCACCGACUUCAUCUGGGGAUUUGGGAAACAAGGAUUUCAGUGCCAAGUUUGCUGUUUUGUGGUUCACAAAAGGUGCCAUGAAUUUGUUACCUUCUCAUGUCCUGGGGCAGACAAAGGGCCUGACACUGAUGAUCCCAGAAGCAAGCACAAAUUCAAAAUUCACACAUAUGGAAGCCCGACCUUUUGUGACCAUUGUGGGUCAUUGCUAUAUGGACUUCUUCACCAAGGGAUGAAAUGUGACACCUGUGAUAUGAAUGUCCACAAGCAAUGUGUAAUAAAUGUCCCAAGUCUUUGUGGAAUGGAUCACACAGAAAAAAGAGGGAGGAUUUAUUUGAAAGCUGAAGUGAUUGGUGAAAAGCUAGAGGUCACAGUGAGAGAUGCAAGGAAUCUAAUUCCGAUGGAUCCAAAUGGACUUUCAGAUCCAUAUGUGAAACUGAAACUUAUUCCAGAUCCCAAGAAUGAGAGUAAACAAAAAACAAAAACCAUCCGCUCCACACUUAAUCCUCAUUGGAAUGAUACAUUCACAUUUAAAUUAAAGCCUACAGACAAAGAUAGAAGGCUCUCCGUGGAAGUCUGGGAUUGGGAUCGAACAACUAGGAAUGAUUUCAUGGGCUCUCUUUCUUUUGGUGUAUCAGAACUCAUGAAAUCACCAGCAUGUGGAUGGUACAAACUACUUAACCAGGAAGAGGGCGAGUAUUACAAUGUUCCAAUACCAGAAGCUGAUGAUGAUGGAAACGCUGAACUGAGGCAGAAAUUUGAGGGUAAAAGGAAGGUCCAAGAUAAGAAAGCCAAACUUGGACCAUCAGCAAACAAAGGCAUCACUCCAGUUGAAGACCGGAGUUUACCAUUGAAUAACCUUGAUCGGGUUAAGUUGGAAGAUUUCAACUUUCUCAUGGUGCUUGGAAAAGGAAGUUUUGGGAAAGUGAUGUUGGCAGAACGAAAGGGAGCAGAAGAGCUGUAUGCAAUAAAAAUACUAAAAAAAGAUGUGGUGAUUCAGGAUGAUGAUGUAGAGUGUACCAUGAUUGAAAAGAGAGUUCUAGCCCUGGCAGACAAACCACCUUUCCUAACACAAUUGCAUUCUUGCUUCCAUACAGUGGAUCGCUUGUAUUUCGUCAUGGAGUAUGUGAACGGUGGUGACCUCAUGUAUCAUAUUCAGCAAGUAGGAAAAUUUAAGGAGCCCCAAGCAGUGUUCUAUGCAGCAGAGAUCUCAGUGGGACUUUUCUUCCUCCAUAAAAAGGGAAUUGUGUAUCGGGAUCUGAAAUUAGAUAAUGUAAUGUUGGAUCAUGAAGGACACAUUAAGAUUGCUGAUUUCGGGAUGUGCAAGGAGAAUAUGAAUGAUGGAGUAACAACGAGGACCUUCUGUGGGACUCCAGAUUACAUUGCACCUGAGAUUAUUGCCUAUCAGCCAUAUGGAAGGUCAGUGGACUGGUGGGCCUAUGGCGUGUUGUUAUAUGAGAUGCUAGCUGGACAGCCUCCAUUUGAUGGUGAGGAUGAAGAUGAGCUCUUUCAGUCAAUAAUGGAGCAUAAUGUUUCUUACCCCAAAGCGAUGUCCAAAGAAGCUGUGUCCAUUUGCAAGGGGUUAAUGACUAAACAACCUACAAAACGUCUUGGCUGUGGUCUUGAGGGAGAGAGAGACAUCCGGGAGCAUGCCUUCUUUAGAAGAAUUGACUGGGAGAGACUGGAAAACAGAGACAUCCAGCCCCCAUUCAAGCCUAAAGUGUGUGGCAAGGGUGCUGAAAACUUUGACAAAUUCUUCACCAGAGGACAACCAGUGUUAACACCACCUGAUCAGCUUGUCAUUUCCAACAUAGACCAAACAGAUUUUGAAGGGUUCUCCUAUGUCAACCCUCAGUUUGUACAUCCCAUGUUGCAAAGCGUAGUAUGAAAAACAGACACAGAGAGUCCUCACAAAUGAAAUAUUGUCUGUAUCCUGGAGUUUUUAGACCUUUGCCUUCUUGAUUCCAUUUGGGUCUGAAAAUUUUAGGGGGAAGAAAUGAGAACGGUACUGAGGUUUACAAUGUGUGGUCUUAGGAGAUCAUAGCAUAAUACCCAAUGUAUUCACCUAGGAAUCACUGUUGCUUUUAGAUUACUCUUAUGAAGCUUUGUCAUUUUUAUAACUUCUAUGUCUUACUUUGUACCCUGUAACUCUGAAGUUUUCUUCUUAUAGGAUUUAUAACAAAUUUAAGAGUAUCAUGUAGGCUUGGGAAAAGUACAUAGUCAUUUUUUUUAAAAAAAAAUCAAUCUGAUACAUUGCACAUGCGGCCAUAUGGGACCAGCUCCUCUCAUUGGUUUGCCUGGUGUCAAACAAUAGGAUGAAUGACUGGAGAAUAAUAGGCCUGAAAAUGUAAGACAAUUGGAAUAGAGGGAAAAUGGGAGCAAAGUAAAAAAAAAAAUGCCUCAAAGUUUAUGAUAGGUAGGUACUUACUAAAGCAAAUAAAUGAACAAAUCAGGUCCUUAAGAUCUUUUUAAAACAGUUGAUCAGACUAGAGGCAUGUGUAUAAAGCUUUCUCUGUGAACUAGGGAAAAUAUGUAGGAUAAAAAUGAACUAGGAUCUGUGAUAAACCUGCUCAAAAGUAAAACUGCAUAAUACUGAUAUGUAUAAUAAUUUUAAUCUCCAUGAGAUUAUACUGUGAUCCAGGGUGCCAUUUUACUACUUAAUUUUACCACUACUCAAGUUUAUGUUAUGCCAGUUCUAAAACUUUUUCCAGAAGGUUCCUUAUCUUGAGUCUGAAACAAAUCUGCAAUCCCCCAGUUCCGCAAUGUAUACUUAUUUAUUUAGUGAACUGCAUGGUAGGUGUAGAGUAUGGAAAGUAUUUGUACAGUAAAUUAAUAAAAGCCUAGGUUUCAGAAUCUCUCCCACCUUCAGCAAAUUCAUCAUUUUAACAUUGGCUUGGGAGAACUGGAACCACAAAAGAACAAAUUUAGAAUUCAGGUACAGCUGAAAAGGUUUUCUUGAGCUGUGGUUCUUCUCAUUGAAGUUGAAUACAGUUUAUGAAUCAUACAUCAUGCAAUGAAUUUUGCAUGCUUACUAAUUAUAAGCAUUAAAUUAAUCUAUAUUAUGGAUAAGUGUAUCAGGUAUGAAGAUAAUGAUAUACAUUUUUACAAGACGCAGCUGUGCUAUAUUUGUGAAGGUCUUUGUUCUGGUUGACUAUUUUAGAUUUAGCUUAAAAGUUUUAUUAUUACUAUUUUUUUUGUUUUUGAUUUUGAUUUAGUUCUGUGUAAUGUUGACCAUUUAGGGAAAUUAUGCUUUCUUUUUAGGUAGGUCUGCUGCAGAUUUGUGAUGGCUACCUACAUGUUUUCGACAAAGCACAGUAAAAAUAGUAUGCAUGCAUGUUUCACGUGCAUGUAUCUAAUUUUUUUUAAUUGCUUAAACAGCUGCCCCAGGCUGCUAUAUAGAAACUGCUGGUGCAUGUAAAGGUAUACCCCCACCCCACACAACUCUGGAUUUCUCUUUAUGGUGAUCCAGCAUCAAAUCCAGAAAUAAUUUUUUUACUUCUGGCCAUUUAAUAAGCAGCUCUAGGUUUUUGCAUUAUGGUGAAGAGGACUUGGACAGGAACUACCUACUCAGAACCAGUGCAUGUCCUUCUUUGAGAUGUGGCUAGAGUUGAUGGAUAUUACAUGUUAACUGAGUUCAGAAAACCAAAAAAAUAGUAGGUCAGUCUUGCAAGCAAACACGGAUUUCCCCUGUAGAGUGCAAGUCCUCCUUUUAAAUUGUUCAUGCCUUUUCUCCCUUUCCUUUACUCGAAGAUGCUGAAUUUUAAGACUAGUAAAUAUUUGAUUUGCAUUUGGGGCAUGUAAUGUGGUAUGCUUUCCCCUGUAAUGUUUUCCUUCUUAAUAUUUAUAAACAUGGAUACUGAA
Molecule: messenger RNA, 4311 nt
Organism: Sceloporus undulatus (fence lizard)
Lineage: Eukaryota; Metazoa; Chordata; Lepidosauria; Squamata; Phrynosomatidae
Gene: PRKCA
Product: protein kinase C alpha
Exons: 18
Coding region: 284-2338 (684 amino acids)
Biological process (GO): protein phosphorylation
Molecular function (GO): zinc ion binding; ATP binding; diacylglycerol-dependent serine/threonine kinase activity
Source: RefSeq, a predicted model, not a curated record